Cajanus cajan (pigeon pea) is the source of this 1402-nucleotide messenger RNA. Its product is annotated as RING-H2 finger protein ATL40. Gene Ontology annotation, biological process: protein ubiquitination. Gene Ontology annotation, molecular function: transferase activity. The record is from RefSeq and is a predicted model, not a curated record. Lineage: Eukaryota; Viridiplantae; Streptophyta; Magnoliopsida; Fabales; Fabaceae.
AUCAAAGUUGUUUCUUUAUUCUUACAGUAAGCAAAUGGUGUGAAACAAAUAACAAUUCUCCACUCUCCCAUUCCCAUUGGUUUUACUUUUAACAGAUAGAUAGAGAUGAGUAGCGUCAAUGUUCAACAGUCAAAAGCCUUGAAAAACUGGGAGUUUCUUGUUAGUUAAGGGCAUGGACUUUUUUAGCCACAAUGGAAGAAGAAUAUAUACAAAAGAAAAAGACCGUGUAGACUUUGGCCAUUUUCGUUUUCACUCCACACCGAGAAGCCAACAGCACCAAUCCAUUCCACACCAACUAAACAAAGUCCUCAUAAACCCCAAAACCAAACCAAACCAAACCAAAACAAAAAAACCCCUUAAUCCUUCUCCCUCAUUUCAUCAACACGUACAAAGCUAGCCAUGAGUUACUUCGACGAUGAUCACGACCACGACCAUGACCAUUUCCCCGACCACAGCGACUUCAACAGAAGAAUACUCAUCACGGCCAUAGUUUCCUUAACCGCGGUCUUAGUCCUUGUCGUCGCACUUCACCUCUACGCAAGGUUCGUUCUGAGGCGCCAAUCUCGCCGCAGAAACGCCAUACACCUUCUCACCCUCAACGUGGCUCACGCACACAACCACGCCGAACCACCCAACACAGGCCUCGACCCUACUCUCAUAACCACCCUUCCCACCUUCCCCUUCAAGCAAGAACACGAUUCUGUGGAAUGUUCCGUGUGCUUGAGCGUUCUAGAAGACGGAGAAUUGGUGAGGUUACUUCCCAAUUGCAAACACAGUUUCCACGUCAGCUGCAUCGACACGUGGCUCACGUCGCACUCCACGUGUCCCCUUUGUCGGACCAAAGCCGAACCGCCCCGCCUCGAGCCGCAGCCGCGUGAGGGCCCCGCCGUCGCUUCCGAUGGCUCACCGAAAAUUGGUGGCUCUUCAAAUUCGAGGUUGAGUUCGUUCCGGAGGAUUCUUAGUAGGGAGAGAUCGUCCACGAGAAUCCAACCUUCUACGAAUGAUGAUGUUCAACACGACUUAGAGAGGCAGUAAUGUGAAAUUAUGUAUUCAUCGAGGUACUGUUCUUCUUGUUGUUGUUGUUGAUUUUCUCGUUAUACACACACGGGGAAAGUUCGACGAAAAGAGAUUGUCAAGGUGAUAAUACUAUUACUGCGUACCAUUUCCGGAUUUUUAAUUAUUUUGUACAUGAUAGUCAAAUAUGUGAUUUGUAUUGAAUUUUAUUUUAUUUGAUUUGAUUGCUCGAGUCGUUGUUAUACUUUGUGAAAAGGAUUUGGGGUUUGGUAACCUGUAUUAACACAAUAAUGACUCGUGGAGAUAUAAUAAUAUUGGUAGAUUAGGUGGUACGUAGUCCUGGUUCAUGUGAGCUUAGUAAAGAUUAACUGAUCAUUUUUUUUUUUUU